Rhododendron vialii is the source of this 2806-nucleotide messenger RNA. RefSeq names its product probable LRR receptor-like serine/threonine-protein kinase At3g47570. The transcript is spliced from 3 exons. Gene Ontology annotation, molecular function: protein kinase activity; ATP binding; protein binding. The coding region runs from base 427 to 2298 and encodes 623 amino acids. NCBI's taxonomy places the organism in Eukaryota, Viridiplantae, Streptophyta, Magnoliopsida, Ericales, Ericaceae. The record is from RefSeq and is a predicted model, not a curated record. Gene Ontology annotation, biological process: protein phosphorylation.
CCUUCUGACCUAGGAAUCACUCUUCCUAAUCUUCAACGCCUAGAUCUUGGUGACAAUUUGUUUACUGGUUAUAUACUAUUUCAGUAUCCAAUGCCACCAAACUAAAUUACCUUAUCCUGAAAGCAAAUAGAUUUAAGGGAAAAGUCCCUCCUUUAGAAAAGUUGCGUGAUCUUGACGUGUUAUAUUUAUCUCAUAAUCUUCUAGCUAGGAACAGGGGAAGUGGAUGACUUGAGCUUUCUAAACUCAUUGACAAAUGCUACCAAGUUGCAAUUUCUGGUUCUGAGCGACAAUAACUUUGGAGGGGUGUUGCCUCAAUCAAUUAGCAACUUUUCCUCUUCUCUUCUUGCACUAGUUUUGGAUGGGAAUAUCAUAGAUGGGAGCAUCCCAACCGGGAUAGGGAGUUUAAUCAAUUUGCAGGCUCUUACCAUGAGUGACAACCGUUUAAGCGGUAACAUUCCUGUCGAUAUUGGGAAUCUUCAAAAGCUACGGGUGUUGCUACUCUAUGGUAACAAACUCUAUGGGGAGAUCCCAUCAUGUCUUUCAAAUUCAACUUCUUUUUUCCAACUCGCUUUGUUUCAAAAUAGUCUCCAAGGCAACAUCCCUUCAAGUCUGGGGAAAUGUCAACUAUUGCAGCAAGUAUCUCUUGCUCAAAAUAACCUUAGCGGUACCAUACCCAAAGAAGUUUUCAGUAGCUCAUCGUUGUUUUAUCUAGAUCUAUCUUACAACAAUUUGGCUGGUGAACUUCCUGCAGAAGUAGGAAAUUUAAAAAAUCUAGAAGAAUUUCAUGCUUCUAAGAACACACUAUCCGGUAGAAUUCCAAGCACACUUGGUAGCUGUGUAACACUAAGAUUCCUAAACCUUGAUGGCAACAAAUUCUGGGGAAACCUUCCUGCAACCUUAGCUAAUUUGAGAGGUGUGGAAGAAUUAAAUCUUUCUCACAACAAUUUCUCUGGGCGAAUCCCGGAGUACUUGGAUGGCUUCAUUUUUCUAAACAAAUUAGACCUGUCGUUCAAUGAUUUUGAAGGCACAGUACCGGAAAGAGGAGUAUUUAAGAAUGCAACCGUCAUUUCUGUUGAAGGAAACAACAAGCUCUGUGGGGGCAUAGCUGAAUUGCAGUUGCACAGUUGCAACUCAAAAAAGGGUAAAAGGAAAGGACUCACUGUAGUUGGGAAACUAAUACUCUCGAUAUCAUUUGGGCUUCUAGGACUAUUUGUCAUGUUGGGUGUUCUUUAUUUUUGUUGGUCUAGGAAAACAACAAAAGUACCCCCCUUCCGGAUUUUAGGAAAUUCAUUUCCACAAUUGUCCUACCAAAGUCUGCUUCAAGCUACUGAUGGGUUCUCUCUAUCCAACUUAAUCGGAGUGGGUAGUUUUGGUUCAAUUUAUAAAGGAAUUCUUGAUCAAAGUGGGAAAGUUGUUGCAGUGAAGGUACUAAACCUUCAAUUCUGUGGUGCCUCGAAGAGUUUCAUAGCUGAAUGUAAAGCCAUGAAAAGCAUCAAACAUCGAAAUCUCGUAGGAAUUCUCACAGCAUGUUCGAGUAUCGACUAUCAAGGUAAUGAUUUCAAAGCUCUGGUUUAUGAGUUCAAGGUCAAUGGGAGUCUACACGAGUGGUUGCAUCCAAUUGGAAAUGGAGAGGGUGUACAUGAGGAGCAAAGGAGUUUAAACCUGCUUCAGAGGCUUCAUAUUGCAAUCGAUGUUGCUUCUGCUCUUGAUUAUCUUCAUCAUCAUUGCUGGGAACCAAUAGUUCACUGUGAUUUGAAGCCGAGCAAUGUUCUUUUGGACAAUGAAAUGACUGCGCGUGUAGCUAAUUUUGGUUUAGCAAGAUUCCUUCCCACAGCCACCCAUGAGUCUUCUGCAAAUCAAUCAAUUACCAUUGGCUUGAGAGGAUCUGUUGGUUAUGCUCCUCCAGAAUAUGGCAUGGGAAAUGAGGUAUCAACGUCCGGAGAUGUGUAUAGUUAUGGCAUCCUUUUGUUGGAGAUGGUGACUAGGAAGAGACCGACCGAUAGCAUGUUUACCGGUAGUCUGACUCUCCACGACUUUGCUAAGACAGCUCUGCCUGAACCAGUGGAGAGCAUUUUCGACCAAACAUUGAUUCCACAAGAUCAAAUGGGGGAGGCAAGCACAAGUAUCAGCAGCGUUCGGAAUCAGAGCUCUCUUAGCAGUCACAAAAUUCAAGAGUGCUUGAUUUCACUACUUCAAGUUGGAAUCGCCUGUUCACAAGAACAAGCAACAGAUCGGCUGGACAUCAACGAGGUUCGAUUCUCACUGGUUUGCAUAAGACAAAGAACAUUCUUUUUGUAACUUAAGUAAGUGGAGGUAGAAGAUCUAGAAUUGCAGUGUGAUCACGAGCUUCUCAAGUGUAAUCGGUUUUGAAGAUACUUCUUGACGCAACAGCAAUGUGAUGCGUCAUAUUGCUUCUGCUUUAUGUUAUGGACUUAUCGCAGUAUAGUACACUGUAAUUUCCCGUUCUGCAUCUUGCACGUUUUUAGUUUGUCUAAGUUUGCAACUUUCCAGAAUAAAUGUACUUUAUUAAGGCUAUGGCUAGCUGUGAAUGUCCAGUCUUAACUCUUUUUAAUUUUGUAGUUUAAGUACCAUUCAGUAUAUGUUACGCUACUCUAAAUAGUGUUAUCUUAAUGUGGUACUGCAUGUAGUCUUUCCGUAAGGUGGUUUAUGGAACAGAGGGAAAGGAUCAAUGCUGAGCAAGCUGUGAUACAGCGAAUGGUAUGUCAAACAGAUUAUGGAAGGGAGGAAAAAAAAUUGUAGCAAACCCGAAAAACUUUGCCAAAGAUCAAGGCCUACAAUACUAACU